Durusdinium trenchii is the source of this 660-nucleotide messenger RNA. Lineage: Eukaryota; Dinophyceae; Suessiales; Symbiodiniaceae. The record is from the annotation of a GenBank genome assembly.
UCAACCAUAAUGCACACACAUAUAAAUAGAAACAUUGGACAAGGCAGUGUGGACCCGGGCAAACAUAUCAUAGUACGCGUAUGUAUGUGCAGCGCAAUGUAUAUAACUACUCCUCAUCACCAUGGCCAAGACGCGUUGUGUAUUGGGAUGGCUUACUCUGGCCCUCGCUUACAAGAGCCUACUUUCAGCAAGUCUUGGCACUGGACGCCGAUGAUGUUCCUGGAGCACCUGCGUUGGGCGACAGACGUGGAGUCACAUCAGGAUCUGCGUCCUUCUUGGAUUUCUUGGCCUUGCUCUUUGGCUUUGGAGGAUUCAUGUACUGCAGCGACACAUCCAUGUCUCUGUUGCCUUGCAACACCACAGGCAAGCCAAUCUUCGUACAGCUGGGUGAUGAUCUUGGAGUCUCAGUCACUGGAGGCCACUGAUGUCGGAAGAAGAUGGCCCCUGCACAGUGGCAGCUGUUGGCAGCCAAAGGCUGCGAAGUUCUCCCUGAGCUGCACAAGGACCAGGAGGAAUCGGCUGAGUGCAGACAAGGUGCAUCCCCUGCUGGUGCUUCAGUCUUGGAUGCUUUUGGGGGCAUUGACGCCACCUGCAGAUUCGAAGGGCCCACGGCACCUGGUAGCCUUGGCUGAUGAGAGCAUGAAGGUCAAUCAGGCCAGU